Messenger RNA from Insectozyma verbasci, 331 nucleotides. The record is from the annotation of a GenBank genome assembly. Lineage: Eukaryota; Fungi; Ascomycota; Pichiomycetes; Serinales; Debaryomycetaceae.
AUGUCAGAAAUAGAAAAUGCUCGUAUGUACGCUAAUUGGAGUGAAAAUCGAGAAGAUAGAGUACUAAUUUUACCUAGCUAUAUUAAAAGCAUCAGAUUUAUCAGAAGAGAUCCAAACUAAAGUAUUUGAAUUAGCUUCACAGGCUGUUUCAAAUUAUUCAAUUGAAAAAGAAAUUGCAGCAUUUUUGAAAAAAGAAUUAGAUAAUGUUUAUGGUCCUUGUUGGCAUGUUAUUGUUGGUAAAUCAUUUGGUAGUUAUGUAACUCAUGAACAAGGUUAUUUUAUAUAUUUUUAUAUUGGAGAUUUAGCAUUUUUGAUUUUUAAGAGUGGAUAA